AUGGGCUACACCAUCGAAGAUGUCCCGUGUUCACGUGGCGAACUCCUGCUGCGGGGACCCAACUUAUUCAAAGGGUAUCUGAAGAACCCGGAGCAAACGGCCGAGAGCUUCACCGAAGACGGUUGGUUCCGCACGGGCGAUAUCGCAUCAAUCGACGACAUGGGGCGCUUCACCAUUGUCGACCGUCGCAAGAACCUUCUCAAGCUCGCUCAAGGCGAGUACAUAUCGCCAGAGCGCCUCGAGGGAAUCUAUCUAUCUGGCUGCAGAUACAUCGCUCAGGCCUUUGUUCAUGGUGACAGUCUGCAGGCAUUCACCAUCGGCAUGUUUGGUGUAGACCCUGAGCUUUUUGCGCCUCUUGCAUCCCAGGUCCUCGGCCGUAUAGUUUUAUCGUCGGACUUGCCAGCCAUCAGAGAAGCGUGUGGGGAUGCUGCAGUGCGUGCUCGGGUAUUCCAGGAUCUCGAGGCGGUGGGCAAGGCGAACAAGUUUGCGAGUUACGAGCGUGUCAAGAACUUUGACCUCUCCAUCGAACCGUUCUCGGUAGGCAACGAAACCCUGACCCCAACUCUCAAACUUCAGCGGAAGAAAGUCGGAGACUUGUAUCGAGACCGGCUCUCGGAACUGUAUGCUCAAGUCUUGGAGGGUCGCGAGGACCACAUCACAGCUCGAGCUGUUUCCAAGCUGUGA
This is a messenger RNA of Colletotrichum lupini, 684 nucleotides long. RefSeq names its product long-chain-fatty-acid-CoA ligase. The coding region runs from base 1 to 684 and encodes 227 amino acids. NCBI's taxonomy places the organism in Eukaryota, Fungi, Ascomycota, Sordariomycetes, Glomerellales, Glomerellaceae. Gene Ontology annotation, biological process: long-chain fatty acid metabolic process. The record is from RefSeq and is a predicted model, not a curated record. Gene Ontology annotation, cellular component: membrane; endoplasmic reticulum. The transcript has a single exon. Gene Ontology annotation, molecular function: long-chain fatty acid-CoA ligase activity.